GCCGUGCGGGCUCCGCCUGGCAGUCGGGAGCGGGGCGGGGGGUGUGGAGGAGUUUGCGGAGCUCGCAAAGUGCGGUCCGCCGCCCCUCCUCCCUUUCUCCCUCCUUUCCUCCUCCAGUCCCGGGUGCCGCUGCACCUUGUGGCUGCUGCUGCUUGCCCACGGCUCCCCCCACCCCCCGGCGCCGCCUUGCAAAGUGUCCCCGCGUGCUGUCGCCCGCAGGCCCCAACUUGUGCUGCCCGCGGGGCCGGGAGGAGGAGGAGGAGGGGGCGGCCGACACGGGCUGACUCCAGGCUCGCGUCUGCUCCGCAGCUGCCGGCGGCGCCCGCGCGCGGGGCGGAUCGGCAUUAGCAUCGGCAUCGGGGGCCGGGCGAGGCCGGCGGGCAAAGUUUCUCGGCGGCGGCUCGGCCUCGGGGCGGGGGAGCGGAGGCGCCGGGCGGCGGAGGCGCCGGAGCUGAGGACUCGCUGCCGCUUGCCAUGAAGAGGAAACAGAAGCGGGUGCUGCAGAUGACGGCGGUGUUCACGGUGGCUUUAAUUUUCCUGCCUCACGUUGGGCUCUGGGCUUUGUACAAGGAGAAGCACCUGGUGAAAGCCGCGGAGCCGGGAGAGCAGCAGACAUUUCCACUGGGUCUGGGAGAUGGACAGCUCUUCACUUGGACAGAUGGCUUGAAAAGAAAGGACUGGCAUGACUACGAAAGUAUUCAGAAAGACGCUCUGCGUUCAGGGAAAGGUGAGCAUGGAAAGCCAUACCCUCUCACAGAAGAAGACCAUGAUGAUUCUGCUUAUAGGGAGAAUGGCUUCAACAUAUUUGUUAGCAACAACAUAGCCCUGGAACGAUCCCUGCCAGAUAUUCGUCAUCCUAACUGUAAGCACAAGGUGUACUUGGAAAAGCUGCCAAAUACUAGCAUAAUUAUCCCAUUUCAUAAUGAAGGUUGGACUUCACUUUUGCGAACUAUACACAGCAUUAUCAACCGGACUCCAGACAGCUUGAUAGCUGAAAUAAUUCUUGUAGAUGACUUCAGUGACAGAGAACACUUGAAAGAGAAGUUGGAGGAAUACAUGGCUCGUUUUGCCAAAGUAAGGAUUGUGCGCACCAAGAAACGAGAAGGGCUCAUUCGUACCAGGCUGCUAGGAGCCUCAAUGGCUAAAGGAGAAGUCUUGACAUUCCUGGAUUCCCAUUGUGAAGUCAACGUGAAUUGGCUGCCUCCCUUGCUUAACCAGAUUGCACUAAACCACAAAACUAUUGUGUGUCCCAUGAUCGAUGUCAUUGACCACAAUCACUUUGGCUACGAGGCGCAGGCGGGGGAUGCCAUGCGAGGAGCCUUCGACUGGGAAAUGUACUACAAAAGAAUACCGAUUCCUCCAGAGCUCCAGAGAGCUGAUCCUAGCGACCCUUUUGAGUCUCCUGUUAUGGCUGGAGGUCUGUUUGCUGUUGACCGAAAGUGGUUUUGGGAGCUGGGCGGCUAUGAUCCAGGUUUAGAAAUAUGGGGAGGAGAGCAGUAUGAAAUCUCUUUUAAGGUUUGGAUGUGUGGAGGUGGCAUGUUUGACGUUCCAUGUUCUAGAGUUGGGCACAUCUACAGGAAAUACGUCCCUUAUAAAGUUCCAUCUGGAACAAGUCUGGCACGAAACCUGAAGCGUGUGGCAGAGACAUGGAUGGAUGAGUUUGCAGAAUACAUUUACCAGCGGCGGCCCGAGUACAGACACCUCUCAACUGGUGAUAUCUCUGCCCAGAAGGAGCUUCGCAAGCACCUCAAGUGCAAGGAUUUCAAGUGGUUCAUGACUGCUGUGGCUUGGGAUGUCCCCAAGUAUUAUCCACCUGUGGAGCCUCCACCUGCUGCCUGGGGGGAGAUUCGAAACGUGGCAGCCAAUCUCUGUGUUGACAGUAAACAUGGGGCCACAGGGACUGAACUAAGAUUAGAUGUCUGUGUGAAGGAUGGCUCAGAACGGACGUGGUCGCAUGAACAGCUCUUUACCUUUGGUUGGAGAGAAGACAUCCGCCCUGGGGAACCUCUUCACACUAGGAAGUUCUGCUUCGAUACCAUUUCACAGAGUAGCCCUGUCACACUGUAUGACUGCCACGGGAUGAAGGGCAACCAGCACUGGAGCUAUCGGAAGGACAAAACUUUGUUCCAUCCAGUAAGCAACGGCUGCAUAGAUUGCAACCCGGCUGAGAAGAAGAUUUUCAUGAACAGAUGUGAUCCUUUAUCUGAAACUCAGCAGUGGAUUUUUGAACAUAUUAAUAUGACUGUUUUAGAAAAAUUUAACAGCAAGGGCAGUUCCUAGGGAAAAAAACAGACGAUUACAUAUAGAUUGCAAACUACAUUUUGGCCAGCAUCUGGGUCGAAGGAGUCAGGAAUUAAAUUUCCUAGAUCCAGGAAGUCUGUUCUGAGGAUUAAGAAAAUGCCACGGCAAAGGCCAAUGGGCUGUCAUUAUGGAUGUACAGAAGAACUUGGCUGAGAGCCUCACCAGAUGCUGCUGAGAACUUCAGGCUGACAAUUCCCUUGCUGGUCAAGGGAAAACUUUAUUUAAAUAAGUGUUUCAAAACCUUCUAAGUUAAUAAAGUGAAACAAAAUUCUAGAGUUUCUCAGGUCAAACCCUGCUGUAAUGAGUAGCUAUGAAUGGAUGCUAUUAUUUGGGGUGGGUAUAUAGUGUGCAUGACUGCCACGGGAACCUGCAGAAAUCACAGGUUUAGAAUUUACCAAGCUGGUGGAAUGUUAACAGUGUCCCAGCACUCCUGUCACUCUCUUAAUAAAGGUUGGGUUAUGCAGGUUUAACCCUUAGAAUUGCUGCAGAUCAUUUUAAACUACACCCCAUUACAUUCCUUUCAUUACCAAAAUGAAAAUGGUAGAAAUCUUAGGGGUUAGAAUUACGUUAUAAUGAAGCAUGAAAUAGACUGUAAGAUGUCUACAUCCCAUUUCACUCCUGCAUUUGAAAAAAAAAAACCUGAUCAAGCAACUAAAUCAAAUUUCCAUACAUAAUGGGAUCUACCUAACAUUCAUCUGCUGUGACUCAAACAUGAGUAAGUUAAGAAUCAAAAGAUCAAAUCUACCAAAUCCUUACUAAUCAUGCAGUAGUGGAUAUAUCACCAAUAACAGCAGCACAAUGCAAGGUUUGUGGAAAGCAUACUUUUCCAGUAUCUUUAAUAAAGUUCCAUUUAAAUAAAAUUAAGAUAGUCACAGAAGCAUUGAGAAUAGCAAACUAAUUGUUUACUAUAUGCCAGGAUAGGCAUAUAGCAUUGGUACACUGCCAUCAGCUACAAAAAUUGUUGGCUCCCUGCAGCAUAUUUUAUAGGAUCUGCAGAGCUAAUCAGAGAUUUCUAGGAGAUGGAGGUAAGGGGAAGAAUUUCUGCAAAACUAGUUAGAUGUUUUGCAAUAACUUGAUGACAUCCAUAGUGGAAAUUGCAUGAAUUUGCCACUGUUUUGAGCUAACAGCUUUGUAUAUUUCUGGGUUGUGGGACAAACAAAGUGAAAAAAGAAAAAGCUCAAAAAAAAAGUAUUCUGACUAUCUAAGGUAGCUCUAGUUUCCUUAUGUUGGUAUCCAUUAUGGAAAAUAGUGUCCUUCAAAUCUUUUAUAUCUUUAAUAUGGUGGAGAGGAGGAGAAUUGGGUGGGUUAAUACAGCUUGGAGAGACCUGUUUUUCUUCCUCAGUAGAAAGUGAUGUGUACUAAUAUGUAACACACAGUGAAAGGAUUUGGGGACUGCUAAAAUUAAUAGCACAUUUAAGUGGCCUGGUCUUACUUGAAUCCUGACGAAUGCACUGUGAAUGCAGACAAUACAUCUUACAAGAGAUGGCCAUAAUAGCACUUUUCACUUUCAAAAAUAUCAUGUAUAAACUUGAUCUGUAAAUUCUGAUUGUUAGUAAUGUGGCUGGCAAACCAAACUGUUCAUGUUUAAACUACCCUUCCUGAGAGUCUAGAUUGAUUUUCAGCUGUGUGUAUGAAGAGCAAUGGUUGCAGCUGCAGGAUGAGUAUGAUAUCCAUGCUUGUGUGAAGUUUUAUGACAACUUCCAAAUUGUAGGUUGUAGGGACUUUUUAGGAGGAGCACGAGAGAUCUUGGAGCAUUUAGGAUGCAUGUUCUGGAAAAUUAGUUGUGUGAAAUUCAUCUGUAUGUUGAACCCUUGCUUCAAGUGAGUAAAGAUGUAUUUCAAAUGUUCAAGUAGCAAUCUGCCUGUAGGUUAGACUUUUCAUAUUAUGGCAUUGUUUAGAUUUAACUUGAAGACACUGCACUGCACAAUGGAAGAAAAUUGAUUUAACCUUAGGCUCUCUCAUACCUCAGUCCAGCCAAAGUUGAUGAAGUUGUCACCAGAAAGAGUUUGAGAUUUUUGUUAGCUACUAGUACAUAGACUGGGCAUUACAGACUGUGCAUCCUCUCAGCUGCAAGACUCCUGGCACAAUUUAUUUGCAGCUCAAGCAUAAAAAAAAAGGUUUGAAAACUGAAGAAAAAUAGAUGCCUAGAAUGUAGAAGUGAAAAUGAAAUCUCCAAGAUGCCUAUUUGGUCUUGCCCAAGAUGCUCAAAGUACUGGAAGCAGUACUCUAUAUCUUAGAUAUAAGAACUACUGGAGAUCUACCUAACCAGGCUCAGCAAUUUACAUAAUACAAAACUUUGGUGGGGUCAUAUCAUUCAGUGUCUGAAUGCAGCCUGAUCAGUGAAUUUUGAAAAUAUUUACUAGAAACUAAACUGCAGUUGUGGCAAAGACAUUCUGUGUCUCUCACUGCCCUGCGUACCACUAUCCAAAAAUUUACACUGCCACAGGAAACCUUCCUGUUACUUGCAGUUAGUCAAGGCACAUAAAUGCUACAGCCUUUCUAAACUCCAUCACUUGCCAUGGAACAAUAUUCCACAUUAGUGAGAUUCAGAUCUUUGAACAGAACAUCAGUGCGCUAUAAUAAAUGCUUUUUUUUUUCAUUUUCUAGAAAAAAAAUUGUGUACCUUAGCAGAAAAUUUAUAAGGAAUCCUGUUACAAGUCUUGUGUAAUGAAAAAGACACCCUGAAUGAACAGAACAUGUUUAUUAAGACAAGGGCCCACUUUAAGGAGAUCUUACUAAGCACUAACUGUGUUUUAUUUUUUGAUGACUGAAAUUUUGAAUAUUUAGCACAAUAAGAUCUAUACAGUGAAAAGAACAUUAUCUGGUAUGAUCCAUGACUCGUCAGACAAUAGAGAAUCACCAAAACAUUUUGGCUUCAUCACUAUCUCUCGGAAAAAAAUGAAAGGGAGAAAAGUUGUACCACAUAUGCACACGCAACCAAAAAGUGUGGCAUGCAAAUCAAGAGGACAAAGGCACUCCAAAUUGUGUCUUAUAACAGUUGUAGCAGAUGUUUAACAUGAGAUAUACUGGCAAAAAUGAGAGUACCUUUAAAAAGAACUUAAUACAAAUAGACAUCUAUAACUGUGAGGCGAAUCCUGUCUUCCACUGAUUUCAGUAAGGUUUUAUGAUUAGGGACCUACCAAAAUCAAGGGGGCAGGUGGGUGAUUUUGCAGGCCAAUCACUUGCUUGCUGCCAUUUUUGUGUUAUUUUGCAGUGAGCUCCCCUCUCUCCCCCGCCUCCCCCGCACACACACAUACACAGUGUUGACUGGCUAUGGGCCCUGGCGGUAGCCCUGGUCCUUGUUACUGAUUGGCUGAGGGUUGUUCUUCAGGCAGCCCCAUCCAUCGCCACUGAUUGCCCAAAAGCACUGGCAUUCAUGCAGUUUUGCCCCUUGUUGCUGAUUGGUGCAGAGGGGUGGGGCCUCAUGAAGGGCAGCCCUUUUGGCCAAUCAGCAGCAGAAGGAGGAGAGGGCAACUAACAUCUCAGCUCCCUCUCUGUUUGCUGGGAAGCCAUGAGAACUGGGGAGCCAGCAUUUUAUUUUCAGUAAGCCCCGCUCCUGCUACCCAGCAAUUCUGCCAAAAGUCACAAGGAAUGCUGUUUUCAUGGAAACCACCUCAAAUUGCAGUUUCCAUGAAAAAAAAUUUCAAUUUGAGUAGGUCCCUAUUUAUGACUGAUUUUAUGUUUAGAAAUUCUGCAAGCCAUCCCACAGCUUUAUCCUUCAAACCCAAUCCUAUAAACAUUUGCAUGAUUGCUGGGUACGUUCUACUGCCUUAAUUGCACCCAGGGACCCUGCCAGAAUAUUCAGCUGCAGCUUGUGGCUCUCUCAAAUGAGACUCAGGCCCUUAGAAAGCUGCUAUAGAGCUAUCUUUUUGUUAAUUACUGUUAAAAAUGCUAUAAAAUAUUGCUUUGUAUCACUUCAAAAACACUAUUUACAAUUGGUUCUAUGUGUAUUUUGGACCAGGUCUUCAGGAGGUGUAAACUGAUGUUUCAUUGAUUUACACCACCUGAUGAUCUGGCCCUACACCUUUUGUGUUUUUCAACACACCUUCUUUUGGGUUUGCAUUACAUGUACAUAGAAACAAAAUUGUUAUUUGAUAAGAGCGUAUUGCAACUUGUCAUUAAUUCUUCACUUUAUGGGCACUACAGUCUAUUUGCAACAUUGAAAUUGACUGGUGCAGAAGUUAGAGCAGGGGAGAUAUGAUCGCAGUUGAAGAAACUGAAAUAACUAACAUGUGCUGGUAAAACUUUUAAAUCACACUUGCUUUCAUGAGUACAUCCAAAGUGUAGUGGGAAAAAAAAGAAAAGGCAUGUGAGCACCAUUGUUCCUAAAUAGUAUGAUUUUCAAAUGUGUCCAAGAGCAUCAGCAGCUGUUUAAUCUGUCAGCCUGACUGACAUGUCGGCUGGCAUCUUGCUGCAGAAGUCCUGACAUUGUGACAAGAUUUCAUUAUUUAUUACUUGUGAUCUGAUUUCACAAAUUCAGGUUGUUUUAAGUUUUUUAAUAGCACGCUAUAAUGUCAUAGUGUAUGUCUAGCCUGAAUAAAUUAGUUUAUACAUUUAUGAUCUUUAAACAUUAAAUGAUCUUUAAACAUUAAAAUGCUAAAUCUUCAAAACUAGUCACAGUGAUAUAAGCAAUCGCUAUGUGCUAGAUAUAAACUAGCCUAGUAAAAUGACAGGUGCCUCCAUCACAUAAGUUCUAUCACAAUUGAUAUUAGUUUGCAUCCUUGCUGGCAGUCUCAGGAGAUGACUGAAUUAGCAUUACCCUCUCAGCCUGUCCAGCAAGGACUGGCUUGAAAGCAUGUUAGCAGGGUAGUACUGAGAGGUUUGCAGUGUUAUUGUGACCCAUAUAGUACCAUUUUUUGUGAAUAAAAGGCUUUAGUCUCUGCUGAUGUCAAUCCAGCAUCUUUUUGUGAGUACACAAACUCUACAUGGUAUCUUCAUUUCAAAUUUUCUGUUAAGGUGGCUACAAGAACUGCUUCAAAGCUUUGAACCUUACAGACUGACUUGAAGCUAUUUUAUUUGCUAGCUGGUACUAGACAAACAGUACUACUGCUUACAAACUAGGCUGGCUAAGACCAAGCUAAGACACCUAGCUAACCUUCCAAUAAAUGUUGUUUCUGUUAAUACAAAGAGUACAAAGAUCCCAAAAUGUUAUCCUUGUUUAUUAUAAAGUCAUUGUCUCUGAAAAUGAUCUUACAGUGUAGUCAAAUGAAGAGUUGCAUUAACUUUUAAGUAGAGGCUGAUGGUGCAUAUGUGGUUUAACAUGAGAAAUACCUUACCAUUUUUGGAGAUACCAAAGGUUCACCAAACUUUUUGUUCCCAAAUAAUAGUUCUCCCCUGGAAAACUCUGGAUGAAUCAGUAAACUAUUUUAAUGGAUUAAUCAUUUUACAGUGUUUUCUAGUUAAGGGUUUUAUUCUGGAACUGAACUGGAUUUGGUACACCUAUGGCUAGUUGCUGGCAUUAUUUAUGACCAUGUUUAAUAACCAACAUGGCUCUUUUUGUAACUCACAGAUGAGUAUUGUAAUCCUACAAUACUCCCCUGCUGGACUCUUAAAAUUGUGUGACAGGAUUUCUGCAUGCUGAUGGGCUGACAAUCACUAUCUGUGAGUGCUGCUUCAAGAAGCUGCCUUUUUAACCUGACCAUUUGAGGAAAUGUUGGUGAUAUCUGUCUAACUAUCUUAAAUAUUUAUGAAGUUCCAAUCAUCUUAUUAUUGUUUAUUAUCUCAGUAAUGUUGUAGGUAAGAAAAGAUGGUCCUUGCUCCAAAGUUCUUACAACUUGAUUUCAGACAACAGAAGAAUAAAGACAACAGGAAAGAGGUGGGGAAAGAAGCUAGUAAAGCAAUAAAACUAAGUAAUGAUGUUUAUAGCAUAGUAAAAUAGAGUUGGGGGUUUUUAAAGUAAUGUACAAAAAUAGUUGUCUAUGCUUAUUUGCUUCUUGAUGUAGAAGAGGAUAUAUGAAUCGGGAAAAAGUAAUGGCCUUAUGGACCAGGCCUGAAAGGAAAGCUUUUGUUUAGCAAGAGACAUGGGAAAAGGCACAGUGACAAUGGUUGGAGAAGCAGAAACCGACAGGGUAUGAUGGCUGGCAUAAUGAGUAGUGUAGAGAAGUGAAAGAAGGUAUUUAUGGGACACAUUUAGAUAAAUAAUGCUAGUAUAUAAAUGACAUUUGCAAGAGUGAUGGAAAACUUGGCUCUCACCAAGUUCAACCUUAUUCUUGAUCUUUUUUAAAGGAUGAACUGAUAUAAUUAAAGUAAGCUUUGACACUUCAAGCCUGAGACUCCCAAACUGUACAGAAUCACAGGCAAAACAAAAUUUUAAUAUGUCUGCAGGUCAGCCCUGAACAUCCUGAUCUGAUUGGCACAAUAAAUGAUUAGGUAUAAUCUACCCAGAAGCCCCAAAUGGUACCAGAAUUAGAAUAAACUCUCUGUUUUCUCUUGUAGCAUGGGAUCAGAUGGGCUUUGGAUUCAUUCGGUAAAAUAGACAGGUUGGUAACCUAGAGGAAUGAAUGACAAUAAAGAACUCAAAUUAGAAAAAUCAGGGAUUGUGAGUUGGAACCGAGAAAGUUAUGAGGCUGGAUAGUGAAGUUAUCACUUGCCAGUUUAGUUAGAGAGGGGGAGGACCAUGGGUCAAGUAAGCUUUGAUAUUUCCUGGAUGUAAAAGGGUGUGGAAAGGGACAUUCGAAGAUCAACCAUUGGAAACUCCGCAUCCCUGGGCACUGCCUUUGUGGGGUGGCACAAAACAGUAGAAUAACAUGGAGUGGGGCAGGGACCACCAGCCUCAGGUGCCAAUUUUGGUAGGGGUGCCAGAAUUGUGCCCCCACCCCCACAGUGCCCAUACCCUAGCAGCAGAAGCAGCCCCAUGACAUUGCACUUCCAACAAUAGCCAGUUCACAGACCAUGCUGCUGUUACAGGCCCAACAUCAGGGUUGGGCUGGUCCUGCCAUUCUCAGAAUGCUCUGCCCCCCUGGGACUCAGAGGACGUUACACAGAUUUUCCAGGAGCUGCUGGUCCAGAUCACUACCAGUUAGCUCUUUGCACUUGCUGUCUGGAGCAAGAAUAUAUACCGGUAUGUUUCUCUCCCGGCAUCACUUACUGGAUCCAGGACCAAACAGACUCUCUGUAUCAAAUUUACACUCUGAUGGGAGUUUGUUUUUAUCCCUUUUUCCCCUAUUCUCUUUAUUCUUUUUCCUGAUUUUCCUUCCUUCUUUCCUUGCCUUCAGAUCUGUAGGAUCCUGCCUAUCAGGAAUAAUGAUCUUUCUUUCCUCACUUUACAGCAGGGAAAAGGGAUGUUUCUUCUCCAUCAAAUCCCUUUCCUGAGAUAAUAGUAACGGAAGCUACUUUGAUCUCUGCUUGACUGGAGGAGCUUCAGCAGCUUACCAUCAGCCUUAGGGACCCCCAGUCUCUCUGCCUGCAGCCUGUGCCCCAGACAUGGUGAAUUUAUCCUGCUGCUACUUGUGCACAAGCCAGUAAUUUAUCAAAGCAAUGAUGCUGGGGAUUUUCAUCCUUCCAGCUCAGUCUCCCUACAGAUCCUGUCUCUGACAGAACCACAUUUUCCAAUGCAACAGGACAGAUGUUGUUGUAUCUUUGAGACUGGACAGUUCCCUAGGCUGGAUUAACAAUAUUUGAUAGGAGGGAUUCCACCUCCUGUCUCAUCCUUAAAUACUAGAAUUGUAUUCUAGAACUGGAUCUGUAAAUCCAGUGGAAAAGAAUUGUGUAAAAAUGGCAGUAUCUUACUCAAAUGAUCUGCUUCAUUGUAUGUGUAUUCACAUCUGCUUCAUUUGGUGACAAAAAUAGGUGUGCAUGAGUUUUGUACUUACUCCUAGUAACAGGGGACCGCCCGUGGCCCCUGUUCCAAGAGCUAGGAGAGAAUGGAAGAAUACUUAUCAGAGGUGAGCCCACCAUGCUUCGUGGAUUCCCAAUGAUGUCAGACACUGAGAGGGAAAUCCCAGCAACACAGAGGUCCUCUGCUGGAGCCAACGCUGAUUGACCACCAGCUCAGAAGAACCUGUUGAAGAGAAAGCCAGCAGUGAGUCAUUUACCAGAGAGAGGAAAGAGAGGCACCUGGAGGGAGCUGCUGAAAGUCGGUACAGAGGAUUGAUAGAGACUAAGGAAACGCUGGCCGAGUGAGGCAGGUUUGGAUGGACCAUGAUGAACUUAUAACUGUGGUGAGUCAUCCAGGAAGACAAACCCAGAGAAGGGUGACAAGAGAAGCCUAUCAGCAAGUGACCCAGAUGUAUAGUAAAAAAGACUGUGUUAGUAAAAACUGGGACAACUGGGAAAAUGGGACUGGUAUCAGAGGGAAGGGUCCAGAGGACCACAGACACCCCGAGGUUUAGAGUUGACUGGGACCCAGUUCCCUGGCAGGACUGUUACAGGGGAGACGCAGGUCCUAGACAAGGACAAUUUUAUAAAUGGGAGACCCUCCCCUUGGGCCGGAGAAGGCGGGGAGAGAAAAGAGAUCACCCAUCUCAAGGAACAGAGGGAGGGUGUGACUGUUGAAAGAGCAAGCAAGGCUAACGACCCUCAUUCCUGAGGAAGAGAGGCUCAAUUAACUAGAAUCACACUAAUUCAACGCUGGUUGGGACAGGGCAGAGGGUAAGGGAGGUAGAGCCUGCGGCAGAAGCCAGAGCACCAAUAUCUUACCACUAUUCUAGCGGUUGCCAAUCUCCUUUCACAUGUUAUCUUUCUCCUAAAAAAGGGUGGUGGGCAAAUGAGGAAGACAGUGAUAAGAACAGCAGGCACCGAGGAGGCACCCGCCCACACUCCUGUUAACACUACAGCACCCACACAGCUACAGGAGAGUGAGCUGGAUGCUUUUCCACACUCUGCAUAAUAAAAGAAUGAUACUGUACUAAGGCAAACCUAUCACAAGCCACUGAAGAGUUAGAAGUGUAACUGAAAGGUGUUUGGCAUCCAGAAGUUUUACUAGUUGCAAUGAAGUAACCCAUCAAUGUGUGUGUGUGACCCAUAGAGAAUAUGAGGCUGAGACAACCCCAGGUAGAAAAAGCCGUGUUUAAAAUGGAUCAGCUCUUGCUUUUAGCUUUAGAGUGCUAGAGUGUGUUCCUAGAGUGUCAGCCAAAACAGUAGCUGUCCAAGAUGUGCAAGAAGCAAAGAACUCAUCUUGGCUCUUGGAGCUCAAGAUAAGUUUGCAGACUGGUAGUUAGAACAAGAGCUUUGUUAAUCACAAACAUAGAAUAUUUUAUAUGAAAAUAACAGGAUUACAAACAGCGUGGAACCUUGCAAUAUUAUUUCUACAAAAUCACUUCUGUGCACCUAAUCUACCUGAGUAGAACCUUGGUCCUGCCCUUCCAUUUAAGGAAUUCCUGGGAGGUCUGAGAAUAAAUGCAAAAUCUCCACAUCUGAGUUGCUGAAAGGACCGAUGUCUGAGGGGACAUUCCUCACAUGAAAGAAGAAGGUCUCACAGAUCAACUCCAAUUUUUGACUUCCACAUCCUUGGCUUCCUGCCUUGUUACAGUGUAGACCUCCAAGCCACAGCCAGAGAUACCUGGUUAAGGGACAGUGUUUGCAUCUGAGCCCAGCCAAUUAAAUCUUCAUAACCAAAAAGUUGACAGAAUUUAACCAAGGCUCCAGUGGCUAUUCCCUCCCUUUUCAUGUCUAAGAAAAUGUUGAUCAUAUGACUAUCCAUCUUCUUCCUGUGGUGAAAAGCUGUAUGCCUCAACCCUCUCAAAGUUUCUAUAAAUUCCUUUCUUGAUUUCCUUAAGCAGUUCAACUUUGGACUAACUUUCAGUUGCCUGUGGGUAUAUGCAUCAUCUAUUGAAGCUCUGUGCUCCACUGCUUUUUGGAUAAUGUGGUAAUCCAUACACCCAUCUCUGAUUUUUUAAAGCAAUCAAAUGCAAACUCCUCCCUGUGACUGCCAUAUACCUGGUACCCAAAUGGCAGUUCUAUCCAAAAAAAGCUCUUUGAAUAUCUGGGAUACUUUCUUACAAUCAAAAUAGCUUCCUUGACAUUGAUCUCCUCUUCCAUGAACAUUAGUAAGGAUACUUUUCUUCUGUUCUUUCAAGAUUGUCCAUCAUAUUACUCCUGAGUGUACCUCCAGCGUUCACUCAGCAUUUCACAACAUCCUGGAGAAGUAUGCCCUGAGAUACAAGUAACAGUGAAAUUUAAAGAGCCAAUGACCAUGCUUGGAGAGAAAUUUACUAAUCCUACUCCCUUCAAUUUGUAGGCAAUGUUAGCCAGUGGUGUUCUAACCUGAUGGAUAGUCAGUCAAGAAUAAUUAGCAGGUAAGAGAAAGUUGUCUAAUUUCCAAAGUGUUGAGAGUAUAAUGAACUUUGAUUACCAUAAUUUGUUUAACAUAGUUUUCUGAAAUAAUGGGAAAAUACUAUUUUUCGUAUGUGUGUAUUUAAGGUAUUUGACAAUGAACUAUAAAUAAUAAUAUAUAUUAUAAUAAUUGAAAACAUACACUUCUGUGCUGACUAGUCUAAGAUAGUUGGCUUAGAUGUUAUUUAAUAACAACUGUAGAUGCUCUGAUCAGCUUACUGAUGUAUUAAAAUAACAUUUUAGUGAAAAGCUUAUGGAGUUUACAGGGAGCACAUGUCUGUAAGUUACUGGACUGUACUAGACUGUACUGAAGAUCCUAAAAUAUGGAAUAAAAAUUGUACACGUCUGUUUUAUAUUAAAUUGUAUUAAAUUAUGGGAUUAAAGAAAAAUAUUAAGUACAGUGUCCAAAAAAUUACCAUGAGUUGAAUUAAUAAAUACC
Molecule: messenger RNA, 13012 nt
Organism: Alligator mississippiensis (American alligator)
Lineage: Eukaryota; Metazoa; Chordata; Crocodylia; Alligatoridae
Gene: GALNTL6
Product: polypeptide N-acetylgalactosaminyltransferase like 6
Exons: 12
Coding region: 475-2280 (601 amino acids)
Cellular component (GO): Golgi apparatus
Source: RefSeq, a predicted model, not a curated record